Acomys russatus (golden spiny mouse) is the source of this 1980-nucleotide messenger RNA. It is a transcript of the gene Mff, whose product is annotated as mitochondrial fission factor. The record is from RefSeq and is a predicted model, not a curated record. Lineage: Eukaryota; Metazoa; Chordata; Mammalia; Rodentia; Muridae. Gene Ontology annotation, biological process: positive regulation of mitochondrial fission. Gene Ontology annotation, cellular component: mitochondrial outer membrane; peroxisome. The coding region runs from base 311 to 1294 and encodes 327 amino acids. The transcript is spliced from 11 exons.
GCCGUUCUCGCUUGUGUCCCGGCUCCGCCGCGGCCGCUCCGCCGCUCCUUUUCCCGGGCGCCUCGGUGCGCUCCGCCAACGGCCUCUGCGAGCGCUCGCCCGAGCGCCCCGGAGCCGGCGGGCGGCGGCCCUCUCUCCGGGGACUCUCCAGCGGGCCCAGGGGACAAAAGUGGCUCUCAGUCUAGCACAUGUGCAUUGGAGCAGUUUAAGGAUUUAAUAUGAAGCACAGAAGCAGAUAGUGCCAAAUAGCAAGCCCGUUGUUUCACAUUUGGUGAGUGGGGCCGCAUUUCCUUCUCCCACUGCUGCUGAGAUGGCAGAAAUUAGCCGAAUUCAGUACGAGAUGGAAUACACUGAAGGUAUUAGUCAGCGGAUGAGGGUCCCAGAAAAACUAAAAGUAGCACCGCCCAACGCUGACCUGGAACAGGGGUUCCAAGAAGGAGUUCCGAACGCCAGUGUGAUCAUGCAAGUCCCAGAGAGGAUCGUCGUUGCAGGAAAUAAUGAAGACGUUUCAUUUUCAAGACCAGCAGAUCUUGACCUUAUCCAGUCCACUCCCUUUAAACCUCUGGCACUGAAAACACCACCACGUGUGCUCACACUCAGUGAGAGACCACUAGAUUUCCUGGACUUAGAAAGACCACUCCCAACUCCUCAAAAUGAAGAAAUCCGAGCAGUUGGCAGGCUAAAAAGAGAGCGUUCUAUGAGUGAAAAUGCUGUUCGCCAGAAUGGACAGUUGGUCAGAAACGAUUCCAUGUGGCACAGAUCAGAUUCUGCCCCAAGAAAUAAAAUUUCAAGGUUCCAAGCAUCGAUUUCUGCACCGGAGUACACUGUGACACCAUCGCCACCACAGGCUCGGGUCUGUCCUCCCCAUAUGCUACCUGAAGAUGGAGCUAAUCUUUCCUCUGCCCGUGGCAUUUUGUCGCUUAUCCAGUCUUCUACUCGUAGGGCUUACCAGCAGAUCUUGGAUGUGCUGGAUGAAAACCGCAGUGUGAGAAGACAAAAUGAGAUACGUUGUGAAAGACCUGUGUUGCGUGGUGGGUCAGCUGCCGCCACUUCUAAUCCUCAUCAUGACAACGUCAGAUAUGGCAUUUCAAACAUAGAUGCAGCCAUUGAAGGAGCGUCAGAUGACAUGACUGUGGUAGAUGCAGCCUCAUUAAGACGUCAGAUAAUCAAAUUAAAUAGACGUCUACAACUUCUGGAAGAAGAAAAUAAAGAACGUGCUAAAAGAGAAAUGGUCAUGUAUUCAAUUACCGUAGCAUUCUGGCUGCUUAAUAGCUGGCUCUGGUUUCGACGCUAGAGGUAACCUCAGCAUUCACAAACAUUGUCUCAACACCUGGAAAUAUAAAGGAUUUGCAAACUUCACUGUUUCUGUCUUUGCAUUGUAUGCCGUUUUUUCUAGUCCAAGCCCUGAAAAUGUAUUUCUUCCAGAGCGCAGGGAGGACCUGCGUCUGUAAGUAAAGGCCUGUUCUUGUUGCUCAUCUGCAGUCAGCCAGUUCUGCAGUGGCGCCUACACAUGCUCCUUUUGCAUGUUUUGUAAAUAAACUCUUGGUUUGUUUGUUUUUAAAGAAAAUAAUUUUUUUGGCCUCAUCAGUCUGUAUAGCUAAUUCUCUAAACAGAAAUGACAGUCAUAAAGCGUGAGUCUAGAAAACUACCUGGAAAAGAAUAGUGUUUCGUCCUGUUCCUCAGAUGAUUAAACAGUUUCUUUGAUAGAUGCUUUUUGUAUCUGCAUCUCAACAUUAAUGCUUUUGAAGUCAUAGUCUGGUGCAGGACUUAAGAAAAAUCAAACCACCUAAUUCUUCUUGAUCACCUGUACAGAUGGAAUUUAGAAAAUCCCAACAAUUGAGCAGUUUAUCUGUGUGCAAUUUGUUGUUCUUUCAUCUUAGUUUUCUAUAAAAUAUGUUUUUACCAAGUCCAUGUGUGAAUGGUUUAAAAACGUAAAAAAUAAGGUAUAAAUGUAGUGUGCUUAAUAAACUGUCAACCAAA